GAGAAGACGAUCAUCUUUUCUCAGUUCACCUCGGUGCUCAAUCUCAUCGAGCCUUUCCUGAAAAGACAGGAUAUACGUUUCUCCCGACUGGAUGGAAUGAUGGACAUGAAAAAGCGCAACCAGAAACUGAUCGCCCUUCAAACCGACCCCGAUGUUACUGUCGUAUUGAUUUCAUUGAUGGCGGGAGGGACUGGGCUCAAUAUUACAACUUGCAACAACAUUGUUCUAUUUGAUCUAUGGUGGAACCCUGCUGUUGAGGAGCAGGCAUUUGCUCGUGCGCAUUGCAUAGGACAAAGCAAGACUGUCAAUGUUUACAAGCUUAUCACACAAGACACCGUGGAAAUGCGAAUCAUGGAAGUGAGCCUGUUUCUUUGCCGUGCUCUGUAA
This is a messenger RNA of Lentinula edodes (shiitake mushroom), 387 nucleotides long. RefSeq names its product chromatin remodeling complex subunit. The annotation marks the transcript as partial. The transcript is spliced from 3 exons. NCBI's taxonomy places the organism in Eukaryota, Fungi, Basidiomycota, Agaricomycetes, Agaricales, Omphalotaceae. The record is from RefSeq and is a predicted model, not a curated record. Gene Ontology annotation, cellular component: cytoplasm.